GUGCGGAACGGAAGAGGAGGAGGGGGGCGGCAUGGCGGUGCGGUUGCAUCUGGCGCUCUGCCGGCUGAAGAAGCUGCAGGUGGAGCUGCAGCAUUACUUCGUGCGGCCCCCCAACCAGUACCAGGCCGUUCUGCACGAGGCAGGGCUGGGCAUAGAGCAGCGCUUCAAGGGCCACAGCACCUCCUCCUCUGCGCGCUCAAAGGGGUUCAUUCGCGAUGCCAUCCUCGGCAAGCGCUCCGACUCCUCCGCUCGAGCCGUCAUCGCUCCCGACCCCUCCCUGGCUCUGCAUGAAAUCGGUGUCCCUGACUCCAUCGCUGCUGGUCUCUUCGUCCAGCCCGUGUCUCAUCUUGCCUCGACUUCCUGCAAGCCUGAGCCUGUGUCUCAUCUCAACCUCGACUUCCUGCAAGCCUGUGUGGACGCAGGGCCAUGCCCGCUGCCCCUCCCACCGCCUCUGGACACCGGAGGAGAAGGGGACGCCUGUGGUGGUGGCAGCGGUGGUGCUGGUGGUGGUUGGGCUUCUGGUGCGGGUGGGGAUGGAGGGGGUGCAUGGGGCACGGAUGCUCCUGCUGGUGGGAGGAGUGGUGAUGCUCCUGCUGCUGAAAGGGGUGGUGCUGGUGGGAGUGGGUGGGGGGCCGAUGCUUCUGCUGCUGGGGGCGAAAGGGGUGCAUGGGGCACGGAUGCUCCUGCUGAUGCUGCUGCUGCUGCUGCGGGUGGUGGGGGUGGUUGGGGGGCUGAUGCGUCUGCUGGUGGGGGUGAAGGGGGUGCAUGGGGUUUGGAGGCUGCUGCUGCUGCUGCUGCUGCUGCUGGGGGAAAUGGUGAUGCUGGUGCUGCAGAUGAUACUGGUGGGGAUGGAUGGGGUGAUGAUGUUGGUGCUGCUGCCAAGGAGAAAGAGGGGGAGAAGAAAGAGGAGAAAGAGGAGGAAAAGAGCUGGGGAAAGAAUGGGGGUGAUAAUGGUGGUGGUGGUUGGGGUGGUGCUGCUGCCCCUGCUGCUGCUGGUGCUUCGGGCUGGGGGAACAAUGUUGCCGGUGCUGGUGGUGAUGCUGGUGGAUGGGGAGGGAACAACAGUACUGCUCCUGGUUCUGCUGCUGCCGGUGCCAGUAGUGGUGGCUGGGGCACAGGAGGUGGGGCUUGGGGCACAGCACCUGCUGCUGCCACUUCUGCAGGUGGUAAUGGUGCUGGUGGAUGGGGUGGUGAUGCUACUGCUGGUGCUGCCAGUGCCAGUGGUGAUGGCUGGGGCACGGGUGGUGGGGCUUGGGGCACUGCACCUGCUGCUGCCAUUGCUGCAGGAGGUAAUACCUGGGGAGCCACAGCGCCCGGUGAUGCAGUCUUUCCUCCUGCACCGUCCCCUUCGCCCGAUCGCCGCCCUCCCCGCCCACCCAACCACGUCCUGCCACCUGUCGGUGCGUUCAGCGUGCUCAUUGGCUCCGAGCCUCCUGGAGGAAUCACAGGAGGAGCAUCAGCCAAUGGCGGCACGCCAGAGUGGACCAAGGUGACUCUGAGCCGAUGGGUGGAUCGAGGCUUGAGCCUGCAGGUGGGAACUGGGCCAGUCUCAGGUGCACCUGGAUCAGGUCUACCUACCCCAGGCGCACCUUCUGCAUCAGAGCGGGCAUCUGCUGCCCUUGCAGCGUAUGUGAGGUCUUCCCUGCUUGCGGGCAUUGCACCCACUGUCACUGCUGCUGGUGCUGGUGCUGGUGCUGCUGGUGAUGGUGGUGAUGGUUUUGGUGGUGGUGGUGGGGACGGUGGCGGGGGGAGGAUGGUGGGGAUGACGGUGCUGCGCCACGUGGCGGAUGGCGAUUGGCUGCUGCUCAACCGCACGCCCUCGCUGCACAAGCAGAACCUCAUGGCGUUUCGCGUGCGCCGCGUGCCGGCUGCUGUGUCUGCCAACGCGCUCCUGCUCAAUCCCCAGGAGUGUGCAGCCAUAGCAGGUGAUUUUGGCGGGAAUGAAGUGAACGUGUUCACGGUGUGUGCAGCAAUAGCAGGCGACUUCGACGGAGACGAGGUGAACGUGUUCACGGUGCAGCAGAGCGCCGUGGCAGCAGAGGCAGCAGAGCUCAUGCCCGUCGACAAGCAGCUCUUCCCCUCCCUCCCCCUUCCGCCACUCGCCCCUCCACCACUCCCUCCUCCUCCUCCUCCUCCUCCCCCCACUGAACCUUUGUGUCCUCCCUCGCCUGGUCCCUCUACGUCUCGUCCCACUACCACCACAGCACCAGCAGCUGCUGCUACCUCCUCUCGUUCCUCCGCCCGCUGCUCUUGUCACUCCUCCUCCCGCUCAUCCUCCUCCACCUUCUCCUCUUCUCCUCACCCGCACGCCCCACACCACGACCCAGCAGUCAUGUCCCUCCAGCAGGACGCGUUGCUGGGUCUGCACCUCCUCGCCUCCCCUCCCCCUUCCUCCCCCUCGCUCUUCCUCUCCCGCCCAGACGCCACCCAGCUUGCCCUGCACGCGUGGGAGGGAAUGGGGCUGCUGAAGCUCUUUGCUCCAAAACAGUCACUUAACAAAGGCCCUGCCAACUCUAUCCAUUCCCCUACUCAUGCCCCUGCUGGUGCCCCUUCUCCUGCUCAUGCCCCUGUUGACCCCCCGGCUGAUUCCUCUUCUCCUGCUCAUGCCCCUUCCCAAGGCUUGGGGCUAGGCUUAGCCCGAGGCUCCCUCCUGACGGGGCUUUUGGCUCGAGAGCUAUUCCGGGCCGCAGCUUCGGCCAGGCCUGCGUUGGUUGCCGAGGCUACGAGCGUGGCUCGGCCGGGUGAGCUUUCCAGAAAGCUGAGGGAAACGCUUAGGGAUAUCGUGGUGGGAUAUGAUGGGUCUGCGAGGAUUGGAGGAGGAGUGGGAGGAAGAGGGGGGGGAGGGAAGGGAGGUAUGGUGGUGCAACUGUCAUAUGGACGGUUGGGGGUGGAGGAAGGGGGAGAGGGCGGGGAAGGGGGCGAGGAGAGGGAGGAGGAAAGGCGGGGAGGUAAAUCUGGGAAAGGAAAGAGUGGGAGCGGCAAGGGAAAGGGGAAGGGCAAGGUGGGCGAGAAGGGCAAGGAGAAGGGAAAGGAGAAUGUGGAAGGGAAGAAGCGGGGUGGGAGGAGUGAGGUGGUGGAGCAAGGGGGUGCAUGGGCGGAAGCAGGGGAUGCAGUGGGGAUGGCAGCGGCGCAAGCAGUGUCGGCACCGGCCACACAGAUGGUGCUCAACGUGGGCCAUGACGGCGUGCAUGGUGGCGCCUCGUCCCUCAUUGCACGGCUAGAGAUGGUGCUGAACGUGGGGCAUGACGGCGUACAUGGUGGCGCCUCGUCCCUCAUUGCACGGCUAGAGAUGGUGCUGAACGUGGGGCAUGACGGCGUGCACGGUGGCGCCUUCUCCCUCACUGCGCGGCUAGAGUCUAUCCAUUCGUAUCUUCCUUCUUGUUCUUUCCCCUAUCCCAACCUACUUGUCACACUCUCCCUCCAGCGCCUUCUCUACGCAACUGACUCCUCUCCGACAGCCCUGCUGCGGUUCCUCCCUGCUCAUGCCACACCUCCUGCCACCGACAACACAGCCGGCUCUGCACACCCACCUGCUGCUGCUGCUGCUUCUGCUGCAGCGGCUGACUGUCGGUUGGCGCUGGCAACGCAGGGCCGGCUGCUGCCUCUGCGUGUCAGGCAGCUUGCCUCUCAUGUCAUGAUCGAGUACCGGAGAAGGGAGCUGAGGCGGUGGGAUGAGGGAAGUGAUGGAGAGGGGUGGGUACGAGGAUGGGAGGAGGAGAGGGCAGGAGUGAAGGAGGCUUGCUGGCGGGUGCACAUUCGGCUGUCGGAGGACGCAGUAGCCAAGACAUUCGCUUGCCUGCCAGCGUCUCGCUUACCCGAUCCUCCCGCCGCCAUCCAUCAAGCUGUGAAGGCAGCCGUCCAAUCACAUCUUGACACGUGGCACAUGGAGAGGACGGGGAAGGCGUGUGGGGCAGGCGACCUGGUGCAUCUGAUGCACGUGGACAUCAAGUCCCGCUGUCUGCUCCCAUCCAGCCGUGACCCCACCACUGGCUCCUGCCAGGGCGCCUGUGCCUGUGUGCAUGUGGAGCUCGCUCGACCUGCCCUCAGAGGCCUGGCUCGUAGGGGUAGAGGGCGGGAGGGGAGGGGUGCUGGGCGGGAGGAGGAGGAGGCAGAGGCAGGAGAGGAUGAGGGCAGGUGGGGGGCGCUGUUUGAUUUGGAGGCGCUGAGGGAAGUGGUUGUGCCGAGUGUGCUCAACACACUGGUGGCAGGCAGCACGGCUAUCCACGCAGCCCAUAAUCAAUGGCAGGAUGGGGACGACAGCAACAGCAGCCGCAGUGAUAACAAGAGCAACAGCAGCACUAGCGACAUUGGACAUCUUACCCUCGCAGUCUCCCUCUCCUCCCAGCGGGCCGUGUGGCCGGGCAUCGCUGCUGCCUGUGCGGCUGCUGAUUGUAGUGACAGCAUCGACUGGGCCAAGAGCCGCCCGGAGGGACUGCAGCAGGUGGCAGAGUCGCUUGGCAUCGAAGCUGCUCGCUCCGUGCUGUUUGAUCGUUUGUGUGAGCUGAUGAGGGAAGCAGGGGCGAAGGUGCCUCUGCGUCAUCUUGCGUUGGUAACGGACUGGAUGACCGUCACAGGGGCCCUCCAGGGCGUGUCCUUUGCUGCCCUCGCUUCCCACCCCGCCUCCUCGCCCUUCCUCCGGGCGUGUGUCAAGGACCCAGUCCGCACGUUCACAUCAGCAGCCAUCCAGCACGCGUCUGACAGCCUGGCGAGCGUCGUUGCCAGCGUGGCGGCCGGCAAGCCCAUGCCAGCUGGCACCGCCGCCCCGUGCUUCGAUCUGAUCCUCCACGACCCACUUCCCCCUCCUCCUCCUGGUCCUGUUCCUGCUGCCACAGCUGCGGCUAAAGCUGGUGCUGCCGACGCUGCAGCUGCUGGUGCUGGUGGGUGGGGUGGUGGGGGUGUUAGUGGUUGGGGGGGUGGUGGUGAUGCUGCUGCUGUUGCUGGUGAUGGGGGAUGGGGCAGUGGAGGAGGAGGGGAUGGGGGAUGGGGGGGAGGAGGUGGAGAUGGUGGUGGGUGGGGAGGAAGCAGAGGUGGAGGAGAGGGGGGAUGGGGCACGGGAGGGGAUGGAGGGGGUGGUGGUGGUUGGGGGGCGAGCGGAGAGAAAGAGGGGGGAUGGGGCACUGGGGGAGGGGAAGGGGAUGGUGGUGCUUGGGGGGUGAGUGGAGAGAAAGAGGGGGGAGGAUGGGGCACAGGAGGAGGAGGGGGAGAUGGUGGUGGGUGGGGAGGAAGUGGAGAUAAAGAGGGGGGAGGAUGGGGCAUGGCAGGAGGUGGAGGGGAUGGGGAUGCGGGAGGGGGAGGUGGGUGGGGAGGAAGGGGAGGGGAGGAGGGUAAAUGGGGAGGUGGAGGGGAUGGGGAUGCGGGAGGGGGAGGUGGGUGGGGAGGUAGGGGAGGGGAGGAGGGUAAAUGGGGAGGUGGAGGGACGAAAGAGGGUAAAGAGGGAGGGGGCUGGGGGGGUGCAGAUGAGGAGAAAGGGGGAUGGGGGGGAGAGAUGGGGAAGGAGGGAGGUGCAUGGGGGGGAGAGAAGGAGGUGGAGGGUGCUGCUUGGGGAAGAAAGGCAGGAGAGGAGGAAUCAGGGAAAGACGGAUGGGGCGCGGUUAAGGGAACUGGGGAGGGCAAGGAAGGUGGGGGAUGGGACGCAGUGGGAGGGAGUGUGCGAGAGCAAGACAGUGAGAGAGGAGGGGAGGGAGGAUGGGAGGGGGGAGGGCGUGAGAGGUGGCAGGGUGGGCGGGGGAGGGGAAGGGGACGGGGCCGAGGGGGGAGGUGGGGGGGAGAGGGGGAUGGGGAAGGUGGUAAAGCUUGGGGACGGGGAGAAGGGGGUAGAGGCGGAGGAAGAAGAGGGGGAGGUUAUGGAGGAGGGGGGAGCAGGAGAGGAGGAGGAGCUUGGGGGGAUGACAGCACGGAAAAUGAGGGCAGGCAUGCUCACGGAUGGGGGCAGGGAGGGCGGCAGGGAGAGGGGUGGGAGGCAGCAGGAGUGGAAGGAAGGGAAGAGGAAGGUGGGUGGGAGGAGGAGGAAAGGUGGGAGGGAGAGGAGGAGGCGCUGCAUGAGGCUGCGCUGGCAGAGCUGCUGUGCAUGGGGGGGGGUGGCGGGCAGGGGGGCAGGGGGAAGGGGCGGCGGCGGUUCAGGUUGGGACGGUGGGGCACGGUUGAGCCCCUGUGGGGUGGAGGCAGAGUGCGAGGACGGGAGGGGGGUGAGAAGGGGGAAUGGGCUUCAUGGAAUGCAGUUGCUGACGGUGCUGGUGCUGCUGCUGCUGCUGGUGGGGGGGGGGAGAGAAGCGGAUGGGGGAGUAAUGACAAUGGCGGUGGUGGGUGGGGGAGAGAGGAGAAGGGGAAAGGAGAGGAGACAGCAGGGGAGGCGGCAGGGGCAGGGUGGGGAGGUGCGGGGGAAGGAGAGGGAACCUGGGGCAUCGGGGGAGCUGGGGAGGACGCAGGCGCAGGAGGGGAUGGUAAGGGGGAAGAGGGCGCAAGGAAGGGGUGGGGAAAUGCGGAGGGGGGAGUUGGAGGGUGGGGCAGCGAUCAGGGGAAAAAGGGUGGGUGGGGGGCAGGCGGAGAAGGGGAGAGUGUGGUUGGAUGGGGGAAAGGAGGAGUAGAAGAGGGUGAGGGAGGAGUUGGAGGGUGGGGCAGUGAUCAGGGGCAGAAGGGAGGGUGGGGGGCGGGAGGAGAAGGGGAGAGUGCUGCAGGAUGGGGGAAAGCAGGAGGAGUAACGGAUGAGAGUGGAGGAGGAUGGGGCAAUGCAGGAGGAGGAGGAAUGGGAGAGGGUGGGGGAGCAUGGGGGAACGCAGGGCACAAAAAGAGCGAGCACCCGACAACCAUGCUGCCGGGUCUGCACCCCUCCUCUCUGCCUGUCUUCCUUGACCGAUGCGGACAGAAAGCAGAGCAGAGGGCAGAAGGGGCAGAAGCGGCAGAAGGGAAGGCAGAUAGGGCAGAAGAGAGGGGAGAAGUAGGGGCAGUAGAGAAGGGAGAAGAAAGGGCAGAAGAGAAGGCGGAAGAAGGGGCAGAAGAGAGGGCAGAAGGGGCCGAUAGGAGGGCAGAGGCGGGAGAAGCGAGGGCAGAGGAGGGACAAGAGGUGGCAGCGGAAGGGGUGAGCCUGCGACGAGUGCUGGCAGAGCAGCUGAAGCAGUGGAGGGAGCGGAAGGAAGAGGAGACAGGCACGGAAGGGCGCUCUGAUGCUUCUGCUGAUGCUGUUGCUGUUGCUGAUGCUGAAACCCCUGCUGCUGUUCUUGCUGCUGAUGUUGCGCGCGAUGCUGAUAACCCCAACACUGCUGCAGCUCCUGCUAGUACCCUUUUAUCCGACGCUCAUGCGGAUGCUGACGCCCAUGACGCACCUGGUGUUGCUGUUGCUCCAGAGGCUUGCACUGAAGAGGAGAGGCAGCCAGCUCAGCAUCAAGAGUCUCAUCAGCAGCGGCAGCAGCAGCAGCAGCAGCAGCAGCGGCAGCAGCAGCAGCAGCAGCAGCAGCAGCGGCAGCAGCAAGGCAGGAGAAGCAGAGUCCGGGUGUACAUGGGGGACGAGGACGAUGGGAGGUAUGAUGCAAUGGACAUGCUCCAGGCAGUGAGGCGGCGGGCGUGGGAGCUGCUGCACGUGAGGUACCACCCGGAGCAGGUGCUAUCUGAGGAAGACCGUGACUUCGUUGUGAGCAAGCUGCUGCGGCACCACCCCAGGGCGCUCGAGAAGAUGGCUCUUGGCGUGGCGGCAAUCAAGGUGGACCAUCAUCCAGACCACCCCAACACCACCUGUUUCUUCAUCGUCCACCCUGCUGCCGACAGCAUCACCCACCCUGCUGCCGACACCAUCACCCACCCUGCUGCCGACACCAUCACCCACCCUGCUGCCGACAGCAUCACCCGCCCUGCUGCCGACGGCAUCACCCACCCUACUGCCGACAGCAUCACCCACCCUGCUGCAGACACCAUCACCCACCCUGCUACCAACAGCAUCACCCACCCUGCUGCCGACUCCAUUGUCCAUCCUCCUCCCGCUCCUGACUCAUCCCACGAGCCCACGGGCAACUCUUCUCAGCACUCUCCCAGCAUCGUCCACCCUGCUGCCAACAGCAUCACCCACCCUGCUGCCAACUCCAUCGUCCAUCCUCCUCCCCCUCCUGACUCAUCCCACGAGCCCACGGGCAACUCUUCUCAGCACUCUCCCACCAUCGUCCACCCUGCUGCCAACUCCAUCGUCCAUCCUCCUCCCCCUCCUGACUCAUCCCACGAGCCAGCAGACAACUCUUCUCAGCACUCUCCCAGAUGUUCCCCACAGGUCGCUCCUGCCUCCCCUUCCCAACCGUCCCCCUCCGCACUACCUACCUCCCUUCCCCCUGCUUCCCCUUCCACGCUCCCUGCCUCGCCUCCUCCCGAACCUUCCCAGCCGACCCUCUCUCCCUCUGCGUCCCCUCCCUCUCCCACUCCUCCUCUUCCUCCCUCUCCCACUCCUCCUUUUUUGCCUUCUCCUCCUCCUGCUCCUGCCGUUCCCGCCUCUCCUGCAUGCUCAGAUUUCUCUUACAAAAAGUGUCUGGUGGGUUUGGCAGCGUCCAUGGGUAUUCCUCUGUCUGACCUGGGGUGGGGCCGCAUGGAAGCGCAACAGCAGCGCAGGGCGAGAGAGCGAACCGCAACUGCACCCCGUGACACACCUCUUGAUGCACCUCAUGUCGCACCAUACGAUGCGGCUCGUGGCGCACCUGGUGACACACCUCGUGACACGUCUUGUGACGAACCUGGUGACACUUCUCUUGGUGCACCUUUUGACACUCCCAUUGACACACAUGUGGACGCACCUCGUGAUGGACCUGGUGAGACACCUUGUGACGCAUCUCAAGGCACACCUGGUGACACCCCCCACCAUGCGUUUAGCCAAAGUGACUGA
Molecule: messenger RNA, 8854 nt
Organism: Closterium sp. NIES-65
Lineage: Eukaryota; Viridiplantae; Streptophyta; Zygnematophyceae; Desmidiales; Closteriaceae
Source: the annotation of a GenBank genome assembly